GGUCAUGUUGACAUUGCCGCCGACGCCGAGAGCACCGAUCACAAGCAAGAAAGCAUCUCCUCAGUGGUGUCCGCGUGCGUGCGUCCCCGGUGGCAUGCCUGAGGUCGCCGUCAUGUCGGCACCGGCUGCUGAGCAGGGUCGCCGUCGUCGGCUGGAGCCGGAGGGCGACGACUAUCAGGCCACAGCUGCGUCGCCGUCGCCGCACGCCCGGGCGCCGCCGUCGUCGCGGUACAAGGGCGUGGUGCCGCAGCCCAACGGGCGGUGGGGCGCGCAGACAUACGAGCGGCACGCGCGCGUGUGGCUCGGCACGUUCGCCGACGAGGCGGCCGCCGCGCGCGCCUACGACGUGGCCGCGCUCCGCUUCCGCGGCCGCGGCGCCGCCGCCAACUUCCCGGGCCACCCCGCAGACGCGGCCGAGAUGGCGUUCCUCGCCGCGCGGCCCAAGGCCGAGGUCGUCGACAUGCUGCGGAAGCACACCUACGACGACGAGCUCCGGCAGGCGCUGCGCUCCGGCGGCAGCGGCGGUGGUGACCGGUCUCUGGUGGUACUCCCACGGGUGACGAUGUUCGAGAAGGCGGUGACGCCGAGCGACGUCGGCCGGCUCAACCGGAUGGUAGUGCCGAAGCUCCACGCCGAGAAGCACUUCCCGCGGAUCGAGGAGGCCGCCGACGCGGCGCCCGUGCUGCUCGCCUUCGAGGACGUCGGCGUCGGCGGCGGGACCGGGAAGGUGUGGCGGUUCCGGUACUCGUACUGGAGCAGCAGCCAGAGCUACGUGCUCACCCGGGGCUGGAGCCGCUUCGUCAGGGAGAAGGGCCUUGCCGCCGGUGACACCGUCGCGUUCUCGCAGGCGGCGAUCACCGACGACGCGGAGACGACUACGGAUGUGAAGCGGCGGCGGAUGUUCAUCGAGUGCAGGAAGCGGAAGAGGAAAGACGACGACGGCUGCAGCGACGGCAACGACGGCGACCAUUGUCCUGACGAUGGCGGUGAGCGCGUCGUCAGGCUGUUCGGCGCCAACAUUGCCGCCGCUGCGAUUGGAGCUUCAUGAUGCAUGGCAUGGGUGUUGAACACUUGAACGACAUUUGAAAAAUGAGUUCGUUCAUGCCUCGGAUUGGGAAUGGUACGGUGAAUGCAUAUGCAUCAUGAUCAAUAAGGUGCUCCGAAUUGGGGAGUCUCGAUCAUGUUUUUUUUUUCACUAGUACAUAAAAGCUCUAUGCUGGCGGUGGCCUUUUAUUUCUACAGGCGGUUUCUCUUGACAUUGGCUAGUAGAAAUCAAACAGUCCGCUAAAAAGCAUUUCCAUAUGUGGUUCAGUUAAGCCAAUAGACACUAAAAAUCAUGUUUCCACUGGAGGUUGGCUUAAAUGAACCGUAUAUGAAAAUUGAUUUCUACAGGCGGUUGUCUUAACUGAACCGCCUAUGAAAAUCGAUUUGCACAGGUGGUUCUCAGUUAACCAAUAGUGGAAAGAUGGCUUAUGAACCGCCUAUACAGAUUUUCUUUGU
This is a messenger RNA of Sorghum bicolor (sorghum), 1500 nucleotides long. RefSeq names its product putative AP2/ERF and B3 domain-containing protein Os01g0140700. Gene Ontology annotation, molecular function: DNA-binding transcription factor activity; DNA binding. Bases 5 to 1048 code for a protein of 347 amino acids. Gene Ontology annotation, biological process: regulation of DNA-templated transcription. The record is from RefSeq and is a predicted model, not a curated record. NCBI's taxonomy places the organism in Eukaryota, Viridiplantae, Streptophyta, Magnoliopsida, Poales, Poaceae. The transcript has a single exon.